This is a messenger RNA of Pelodiscus sinensis (Chinese soft-shelled turtle), 568 nucleotides long. Lineage: Eukaryota; Metazoa; Chordata; Testudines; Trionychidae. The record is from RefSeq and is a predicted model, not a curated record.
UGAUCUCCUUCCUCCCUCUUGCUCAGCCAUGCCAUUUUGGGAUCUCCAAGCUAAGCUGGGAAUCGAUGCGGACAAAUGGAUGCUGCAUCAGAGCUCAGAGCAGCCCCACAAACGACCAUCUUCGUGCCAUGCCUUUGAGAAGGAAUGGAUUGAGUGUGCUGAUGGCAUUGGGCAGAUUCGUGCAAACAGGGAAUGCAAACCGGAACUUGAAGACUUGCACGAGUGUAUUAAUAGGUUCAAAAUGAUAAUGCGACUGAAGACAAUUGUGGCGCAGAAGAAGAAGCUAAUGAAGGAAGGGAAAUAUACACCGCCUGAGUACCACAGUGGCAAAGAGGAGGCCAGGCCUUGAUCAGCUGUUGGUGACGCUGUCUCCCUGCCAGCAGAGCUAACCAUCCACCACCUUUUGUGUGUGUGUUGCAGGCAUGAAACAGUUCAGUAAAAGUUAGCCCAGUUAUGCCCCAUGUGGAAUUGUUCUGUUGCUGGCUGUGUUUCUUGCAGGCCAGCCCUGGUGCCAGUGUCUGUAAUGGAUCAGUUCAGAAAUUAAAUUAAAUAUCUCCUUUGGAACCUU